Messenger RNA from Corylus avellana, 2871 nucleotides. Its product is annotated as receptor-like protein Cf-9 homolog. NCBI's taxonomy places the organism in Eukaryota, Viridiplantae, Streptophyta, Magnoliopsida, Fagales, Betulaceae. Gene Ontology annotation, molecular function: protein binding. The record is from RefSeq and is a predicted model, not a curated record.
AUGGAUACCUAUUUGUAUCGCUCCAAACUUUUUCUUCUCUCAAUAUUGUUCCUAGUUUUACUCACUGCCUCUUUGUCUUCUCUGCAGCCACUUUGUCAUGAUGAUGAAAGAUCUACCUUGUUGCAAUUCAAGGAUAGCUUUAUCCUAAACAAGUCUGCUUUUGUUUCUGCUUAUCCUUCUGCAUAUCCUAAGGUUGCAUCAUGGAGUCUAGAAGGAGGGAAUAGUGAUUGCUGCUCAUGGGACGGGGUUGAUUGCAAUGAGGACACAGGUCAUGUGAUUGGCCUUGACCUCAGUAGCAGCUUUCUCUAUGGUUCUAUUAAUUCCAACAAUAGCCUCUUCCACCUUCUUCAACUUCAAAGGCUUAAUCUUGCUGAUAAUCACUUCAACGACUCUCAAAUCCCAUUUGGAAUUGGCAAUCUUUUGAGGUUAACCUAUCUGAACCUCUCCUACUCUGUGUUUUCUGGAAAAAUCCCCUUAGAGCUUUCACAUCUCAACAAAUUGUCUUCCAUCGAUCUAUCUCUUAAUUAUGGUUUAUAUACUCUAAGUGACUUGAGAAGUCUAGUUCAAAACUUCACUACCUUAGAAGAGCUUUUACUCCCUAACAUCAAUUUCUCGUCCUCUAUUCCUGAAAGUUUGGCAAAUUUAUCAUCUUUGGCAACUCUAGAUCUAGAAUAUUGUGAAUUGCAUGGGGAAUUCCCAACAAGAAUUUUUCAGCUACCAAACCUACGGGAUCUUAAGAUAAGAGGGAAUCCAAAUCUCACUGGUCAUUUGCCUGAAUUUCACCUAGGCAAUCCCCUUAAGGUGCUAAGUAUUACACAAACAAGUUUCUUUGAUUCAGUUAGAUCUAUCCCACUUUCAUUGAGUAAUCUCACCCAACUCACUUAUCUAGAUCUGUCAAGAAACACUCUUACAGGCCACAUCUCUUCUUCCUUCUUUGCUAACCUCACUCAACUAACUUUUCUGGACCUUUCAUACAAUAAAUUGGGUGGGACAUUGGAGUUUGACAUGUUUCUUAAGAUCAAAAGUUUAAGUGUGCUUAGGCUAUCGUCCAACAAUUUGACAUUGCUAACCAAGGCCAAUUCAAAUGAUACUCUUCCACAGUUUCACACUCUAGGAUUGGGUUCUUGCAAAUUACGAAAGUUCCCAGAUUUCUUACGCAGCCAAAACAAGUUGAGUUGGCUAGAUCUAGGAGGCAACAAUCUUGAAGGCCUAGUACCUAGAUGGAUGUAUAAUGCAAGUAGAGAAUCUCUUCAUACUAUAAUCCUUUCUAACAAUUUUCUAAUAGGCUUUGAACAAUCUUUGGUUGUUCUCCCAUGGUCUAAUCUAACUUCUUUAUCUCUAGACAAUAACAGGCUGCAAGGAUCACUCCCAAUUCCACCACCAUCUAUCCGGGUGUAUCAAGUUCAAAGGAACUUGAUAAGAGAAAUGUCACCGUUGAUUUGCAAUCUCAGUUCACUUUAUUACCUUGAUUUGUCCUAUAACAACUUGAGUGGCAUGCUUCACCCAUGUUUAGGAAACUUCAGUUCUCAUUUGUCAGUACUUCAACUACGAAGCAACAACUUCCGUGGCACCAUCCCAAAGACGUGGGCAAAGCGAAGCAGGUUAAGUAAGAUUGAUUUAAGUGAAAACCAAUUACAAGGUCAGCUACCCAGAUCAAUGGCUAAUUGUAUGAUGCUAGAGUAUCUUAAUGUUAGUAACAAUCAGAUCAAUGGCGCCUUUCCCUCCUGGUUGGUUUGCAAUCUGAGUUCACUUGAAGUACUUGAUUUGUCCUAUAACAACUUGAGUGGAAAGCUUCAUCCAUGUUUAGGAAACUUAAGUUCUCCUUUGUCAGUACUUCAACUACGAAGCAACAACAUUCGUGGCACGAUCCCAAAAACAUGGGCAAUGGGGAACAACUUAACGAUGAUUGACUUAAGUCAAAACCAAUUCCAAGGUCAGUUACCAAGAUCCAUGGCCAACUGUCUAAUGCUUGAGUAUCUUCAUGUUGGUAACAAUCAGAUCAUUGAUACCUUUCCCUUUUGGUUGGGAACUCUUUCUCGGUUGAAGGUUCUCGUUCUCCGUUCUAAUGCGUUCCAAGGUUCAAUAAAGAGUUUUGAAAUCAACGAUACAUUCACUGAGUUGCAUAUCAUUGAUCUCUCUCGAAAUAAUUUCUCUGGAAAUUUGCCCACAGAGUAUUUCCGACAUUGGAAUGCCAUGAACGUUGUUGGUGCAAAUGAAUUGAAAUACAUGGAGGUGAAUUCUAGAAGAGACGGGUUUGGUAGCUCUAUCCAAUGCACAAUCACAAUUACAAACAAAGGCACAACGUUGAAGUAUGAGAAAAUCUUAGAUGUGUUUAGGGUCAUUGAUCUCUCAGGUAAUAGAUUUGAUGGCGACAUUCCAGAACUUGUGGGGAGUCUUAAAGGACUUCAUUCGCUAAAUCUAUCCAAUAAUGCUCUCACUGGUUAUAUCCUACCAUCUUUAGGGAACUUGACAAACCUAGAAUCAAUGGACCUUUCCCAAAACAAGUUAUUUGGAGAGAUACCUGCACAAUUAACCCAACUCUUUUCUCUUGAAUAUUUCAAUGUCUCCAACAACCGUCUCACAGGAGCUAUACCACGUGGAAGUCAAUUCUACACAUUUCAAUCUAAUUCAUUUGGAGGUAAUCCAGGAUUGUGUGGAAGCCCGCUAUCAAAGAAAUGUGGAGAUUUCAAUUACACUCCAACUCCACCUUAUCCCUUCGAAGAGAAUCAAAGCUCCUCGUCUCCAUUUGAAUUUGGGUGGAAAGUAGUUGCCAUAGGAUAUGGAUGUGGAUUUGUUAUAGGAGUUGUUAUUGGGAAAAUUGUUAUUACAAGGAAGUAUGGUUGGUUUGUGAAGAUUUUUGGAAAGAUGUAG